Molecule: messenger RNA, 408 nt
Organism: Drosophila sulfurigaster albostrigata
Lineage: Eukaryota; Metazoa; Arthropoda; Insecta; Diptera; Drosophilidae
Exons: 2
Coding region: 162-230 (22 amino acids)
Source: RefSeq, a predicted model, not a curated record
CGCAGCUCAUUCCGUUGAAAAUUGUCGAACGCGUUCGAACUAUUGAAAACCUAAAAAAAAACAUAUCAAGUUGUGCAAUUCCUAGAUUCGAUAAAAGUCCUCAAAAACAAAAGCGGAUAUUUCGAUUUCUAUUCUUGUGAUUUGAAAAGUGUUUGGUGUUAAUGAAAUACAGAAAUAAUCGUGGAACAAUUCUACAAAUACAAUUCAGAACAUUUUUACUUGAGCUGUGAGUUUCAAUAACGAACGGGAAAUAAUACUACGAUUUUAACGAAAGAAAAGGAUUUUCUAAACACGGAUUAUAUCACAUUUAAAAUAAUCAUUUUUGUGGGCUGUGAGAUGUAAAUGCAACAUUUACUAAUUGUAUGAUUACAACGAAUUUUCCGCUAACUUCAACGCUCUUCCCAACAU